GAGGCCUCAACAGAUCGCCAUUUGUCAAUAUCCAAACUUCAUCUUCCCCAAAUCUUCUUGACUCGCUCCGCUUGCUGCUUCUUCCGCCGCACCGGCCAACGGGAACCAAAAACUAGGGUUUCCGAAAACCGAGCAGGAUGAGAUAGGGUUUUUGAGGUUGUUUUUCCCAAUAAUCCCUUGUUCUUUCCGCUAGGAAUUCAGGAAUGGGAUCGGAGACCGUAACGCUGAUACUGGUAAACCUAGCCGGAAUAAUGGAGAAAGCCGACGAGUCACUCCUCCCCGGCGUUUACAAAGAGGUGGGCUCGGACCUCCACGCCGACCCGACGGGUCUCGGAUCCUUGACCCUCUUCCGUUCCAUAGUGCAGGCAUCGUGCUACCCUCUCGCCGCCUACCUGGCGGCGCGCCACAACCGUGUUCACAUCAUCGCCUACGGCGCCUUCCUAUGGGCCGCCGCCACUUUUUUCGUCGCCUUCUCCUCCACCUUCUACCAGGUGGCAGUGUCAAGAGCCUUGAAUGGGAUUGGGCUUGCAAUAGUUGCGCCUGCAAUUCAGUCCCUUGUAGCUGACUCGACAGAUGACAACAGCCGUGGUAUGGCUUUUGGGUGGUUACAGCUAACCAGCAAUCUUGGAUCAAUUAUCGGUGGACUCUUCUCAUUGUUGAUAGCUCCAGUGACGUUCUAUGGAAUUCCUGGUUGGCGAAUAUCCUUUCAUCUUGUUGGAAUAAUCAGUGUUUUUGUGGGCGUAUUAGUUUACCUUUUUGCCAAUGAUCCUCACUUCUCAGAGGGUGGUGCUAAAUUUAGGAAUCCUAAAAAGUCCUUCCAAUCUGAAGUGAAAGACCUUGUUCGGGAAGCAAAUUCAGUUGUGAAGAUCCCAUCCUUCCAGAUUAUUGUGGCUCAGGGUGUCACUGGUUCAUUUCCCUGGUCAGCUUUGUCAUUUGCCCCGAUGUGGUUGGAACUUGCCGGCUUCUCUCAUGAGAGAACAGCAUUCCUGAUAGGCACCUUUGUAGUUGGUAGUUCGCUUGGGGGACUGUUUGGAGGUUGGAUGGGGGAUAAAUUGUCCAAGGUCUUGCCAAAUACUGGCCGGAUUCUUCUGUCACAGAUAAGCUCAGCAUCAGCUAUUCCUCUUGCAGCAAUACUCCUACUCGCCUUGCCCAAGAAUCCUUCUGCAAUGGCAUUGCAUGCUUUGAUCUUGUUCCUUACAGGUUUCUGCAUAUCUUGGAAUGGUCCUGCUACAAACAAUCCUAUUUUUGCAGAGAUUGUCCCUGAGAAAUCACGAACCAGUAUAUAUGCUUUGGAUAGAUCGCUUGAGUCUGUAUUAUCAUCAUUUGCGCCCCCUGUAGUUGGGAUGUUGGCUCAGCACAUCUAUGGUUACAAACCGGUUCCUGAAGGAUCAGAAGACAUUGCAACAGACAGAGGGAACGCUGUGUCGCUUGCUAGGGCACUGUAUACAGCAAUAGGGAUUCCGAUGGCACUUUGUUGCCUCAUCUAUUAUUUUCUCUACUGUACCUACCCAAGAGACAGGGAACGAGCUCGAAUGGUGGCCUUAGUAGAAUCAGAGAUGCAACAAAUAGAUUUGGAUGGUUGGCCUGGAAGAGGGCAAUAUUCCCAAGUUCAGUACUCUGGAUCAAAUGAGCUUUAUAUGGACAAACAAAUGGACUUUGAAGUAGGCUAUGAAGGGAGAGAGAGUCUCGAAUUUGAUGAUAGCGAUGUAAAUGUGUUACUUUACCCCCAGUUGUCCUUCUCCAAUAUGGGUAAUCCGAUGCCUGACAAGGAGAAGCCUGGCUGAUCUAUCUUGAAACUGUCAUCCACUGAAGCUGCCCGAGGCAUCAGAAAUCCUAAAAGACUGCCUUUUGGUUAAUAUAGAUCGUUUACGAUAUAAAUUACUUGAAGAUGUGCCGGAAUUGGAUACCAACCCACCAUUUCUGAUGUUACUGCUACUGAGCUGGGAGAUCACCCAGGAGGAGGCACAGAAUGCAGGUAACCAGCGCCAAUUGCAGAGGCAUUAAGAUUCUUUUGAGCAAGUGAAUUUAGUUUUUGUCAUCAUAGCUACCAGUAUGCAUUAGAAGAUCCUUACAUUCUUUCUUUAAGGCAUACAAACAUCCAUCCAUACCUGUAAAUUUUUUCCAACCCUCACUCUGCAUUAUGGCAUGCGGGGCUUGAGGAAUGUAUUUGUAAGUUUGUAUCAAGUGUUCAGAAAGAAUAUAUGAAGUGAAAAGAUGGGUAAUUAAUCCAAGUGCUUGGCUUCUAGUUCACCUCUAUUUUUUUUUUGGUGAUCAAAUACAUUGUUGCACCUUCCAUAACGAAGAAUGUAAGUUGUGAGUUCGAUUUUU
Messenger RNA from Diospyros lotus (date-plum), 2328 nucleotides. RefSeq lists its product as uncharacterized. NCBI's taxonomy places the organism in Eukaryota, Viridiplantae, Streptophyta, Magnoliopsida, Ericales, Ebenaceae. Gene Ontology annotation, biological process: transmembrane transport. Bases 204 to 1784 code for a protein of 526 amino acids. The transcript is spliced from 3 exons. Gene Ontology annotation, molecular function: transmembrane transporter activity. Gene Ontology annotation, cellular component: membrane. The record is from RefSeq and is a predicted model, not a curated record.